Molecule: messenger RNA, 2128 nt
Organism: Heteronotia binoei (common prickly gecko)
Lineage: Eukaryota; Metazoa; Chordata; Lepidosauria; Squamata; Gekkonidae
Gene: IRF2BP1
Product: interferon regulatory factor 2 binding protein 1
Exons: 1
Coding region: 15-1823 (602 amino acids)
Biological process (GO): regulation of transcription by RNA polymerase II
Cellular component (GO): nucleus
Molecular function (GO): transcription corepressor activity
Source: RefSeq, a predicted model, not a curated record
GCCUGCCCGCCAAGAUGUCCUCGGUGCCGGCGGCGUCGCGCAGACAAUGGUGCUACUUGUGCGACCUGCCCAAGAUGCCGUGGGCCAUGAUCUGGGACUUCAGCGAGGCCGUGUGCCGGGGCUGCGUCAACUUCGAGGGCGCCGACCGCAUCGAGUUCCUCAUCGAGACGGCCCGCCAGCUCAAGCGCAACCACGUCCUGCAGGAGGGCCGCUCGCCGGGGCCGCCGGGCGCCAAGCACGCCAAGGACGGCGCGGCCCUGGAGCGCUACGAGGCCCGCGGAGGCGGCGGCGGCGGCGGGGGGCGCCUCUCGGCCGGCGAUUACGCGCUCAGCCCCCGCCUGCCCAACGGGCUGGCCCGCGGCCCCGGCGGCGAGGAGGGCGAGGGCAGCCGGCAGAGCCCCACGGCCCGCCGGGCCCUGAUCGGGACGGUGCCCCCUAGCCUGGUGCCCCAGGGCCUGAUGGGGGCGCCCCAGGGGCUGCUGGCCGCCGCCGUCUCCGGCCUGGGGGGCCGCCCGGCCGCCGCCACCCUGGCCAUGGCCUCGCCCCUCGGGGCCCGCCUGGCCUACGGCGACUACGAGAAGGAGAAGCAGCGCAACGCCGAGUGCCUGGCCGAGCUGAACGAGGCCAUGCGCGGGCGCGCCGAGGAGUGGCACGGCAAGCCCAAGGCCGUGCGGGACCAGCUGCUGGCCCUCUGCAGCUGCGCCCCCUUCAACGUGCGCUUCAAGAAGGACCACUCCCUGGUGGGCCGCAUCUUCGCCUUCGACGCCGCCCCCCGGCCCGGCUACGAGUACGAGCUCAAGCUCUUCACCGAGUACCCCUGCGGCUCCGGCAACGUCUACGCCGGCGUCCUGGGCCUGGCCAAGCAGAUGUUUCAAGACUGCCUGAAGGACCCGGGCAAAGUCAUCUCCUCCGGCUACAAGUACCUGGAGUACGAGAAGCGCCACGGCUCCGGGGACUGGCGCCUCCUGGGCGAGCUCUUCACCGAAGGGGUGCGCUCCUUCCGAGAGGCCCUGUCACCCGAGGCCAUGCCCCAGCAGUACCUGGACAGCAACUGUGCCAUGCCCCCCAGCCUCCUCUUGAGGGCCGUGCCGCCUCCUCGGGCCGUCACCCGCCGGCGCAAGGCCUCGCCGGAGCCUGAGGGAGAAGCCGCCGGCAAGAUGACCGGCGAGGAACAGCAGCAGAGGCAGCACUGGCUGCCCCAAGGGGCGGGCGGCAUCUACCCGUCGGGCAUGGCGCACCUGCCCACGGCCGGCCAGGGGCCCUUGCCCGAAGGAUCCUUGAGAAACGAUCCUUCGCCCAUCACUGCCCUGAAGAACGUGGCCGACGCGCUGGGGAACAAAGAGGUCAACCCGGUCCACUCCACCACCGCCCGGCAGAACAGCGCCAGCCCCGCGUCGCCCGCCGCGUCAGGACAACACCGGCUGGUGCCCCGCAACGGCGAGCCGGGCCAAGCGACCACCUCCUCUUCCUCCUCCUCCUCUUCCUCCGGGGCCCACUCCUCCGGAGGGGUCGAGCCCAGCGGCACGCAGAGCGCCCCCGAUUCCUCCGGAGGGGCUAGCAGCGCUCCCCUCUGCUGCACCAUAUGCCACGAGAGGCUGGAAGAUACCCACUUUGUCCAGUGCCCUUCGGUGCCCGGCCACAAGUUCUGCUUCCCUUGUUCCCGGGAUUUCAUUAAAGCCCAGGGAGCAGCCGGAGAGGUGUAUUGUCCCAGCGGGGAGAAGUGCCCACUGGUGGGAUCCAACGUCCCCUGGGCCUUCAUGCAGGGCGAGAUCGCCACCAUCCUAGCCGGGGAUGUGAAAGUAAAAAAAGAGCACGAUCCGUGAAAAGGGACCACCACGGCAGAGAUCCGGGACGUCGUGCCAGGGGUUGCCCGCCUGCACCCACCUUUCCCCCCUCCCUCCCUCCUCCACCGUGGCAGUGACUGGAAUUAGUAACUUAUCCCCACCCCACCCAACACCCUCUUUAACCCGCAGGGGACUGAGGCAUUUGUAUAUAAAUCUAUUUUUUAAAUAAUAUUUCCAUAGUAAGCUUAUAUAUGAAGCCACAUCUAUGUAACCUACUACAAAAAGGGGCGUGGGCGGGAGGGGAUGGGUAAUUGUUUUUGCUACUCAGUAGUGUAACCGGGGGA